AUGGCGAUCUUGGCAGGCCUCGUCGCCGUCCUCUCCGCCCUCCUCGCCGCCGCGCUCCGGCGCCUCCUAAUCCCGCGCCGCCGCCCCGCGGACGCCGCCGGGUUCUUCCACCCGUACACCAACGACGGCGGCGGCGGCGAGCGCGUGCUCUGGUGCGCUGUGCGCGCCGUGCAAGAGCUCCGCCCGGACCUCCCCUGCGCCGUCUACACCGGCGAUGCCGACGCCGCGCCCGAUGCUCUUGCCGCGCGCGCGCUCGACCGGUUCGGUGUCCGUCUCCUCCGCCCGCCGCAGGUUGUUCACUUGAAUAAGAGAAAGUGGAUCGAAGCAAGCACCUAUCCCCACUUCACAAUGAUUGGGCAAAGCCUUGGCUCCGUUUAUCUUGCAUGGGAGGCCCUUACUAAUUUUACCCCCCAGUUUUACUUUGAUACAAGUGGCUAUGCUUUUACAUAUCCACUGGCUCGGCUAUUUGGUUGCAAAGUCAUCUGCUAUACUCAUUACCCUACAAUCAGUUCUGAUAUGGUUGAACGUGUUAAGCACCACAGUUCUAUGUACAAUAACAACUCUCGUAUCGCAGGAAGCAUUUGGCUGUCCCGAUGCAAAAUCCUUUACUAUACCAUAUUCAGUUGGUUAUAUGGUCUGGUGGGUUCAUGUGCACAUCUUGUAAUGGUUAAUUCGUCAUGGACAAGAUCCCAUAUUAUAAACAUUUGGAAGAUCCCAGAGCGUACUAAGAGGGUGUACCCUCCAUGUGAUACUUCUUCUCUUCAGAAGCUUCCCCUGGAAAGACCAACAACGCCUCCUAUUUUUAUUUCAGUUGCACAGUUCCGCCCAGAAAAGGCCCAUGGUCUUCAGCUGGAGGCAUUUGCACUUGCUCUUCAAAGGCUAGAUCCUGACUUUCCUAAGCCAAAGCUUCAAUUUGUCGGUAGUUGCCGGAAUAAAGAGGAUCUGGCCAGACUACAAAAGCUUAAGGACAGAUCCACUGAACUACACAUAGAUGAGCUUGUGGAGUUCUACAAGGAUAUUUCUUACAGAGACCUGGUACAACUUCUUGGGGGUGCCAUUGCUGGGCUCCAUUCGAUGACAGAUGAACAUUUCGGAAUAAGUGUUGUUGAGUAUAUGGCAGCUGGAGCUAUUCCAAUUGCGCAUAAAUCGGCAGGACCAAUGAUGGACAUUGUGCUAGAUGAGGAUGGGCAUCAAACAGGAUUUCUAGCCUCCGAGAAGGAAGAUUACACUGAAGCAAUUAUCAAGGUCUUGAAGAUGCCGGAGUCAGGGAGGCAAGAAAUGGCAGCUGUGGCUAGGAAACGUGCACAAAGAUUUUCAGAUCAGAGAUUCCAUGAAGAUUUCACUGAGGCUGUUCGCCAUAUUUUGUCAGCAAGGGAAGCCUGA
Molecule: messenger RNA, 1383 nt
Organism: Miscanthus lutarioriparius
Lineage: Eukaryota; Viridiplantae; Streptophyta; Magnoliopsida; Poales; Poaceae
Source: the annotation of a GenBank genome assembly